Messenger RNA from Colias croceus (clouded yellow), 1535 nucleotides. RefSeq names its product glycerophosphodiester phosphodiesterase GDPD6-like. Gene Ontology annotation, molecular function: glycerophosphodiester phosphodiesterase activity. NCBI's taxonomy places the organism in Eukaryota, Metazoa, Arthropoda, Insecta, Lepidoptera, Pieridae. The coding region runs from base 330 to 1463 and encodes 377 amino acids. The transcript is spliced from 2 exons. Gene Ontology annotation, biological process: lipid metabolic process. The record is from RefSeq and is a predicted model, not a curated record. Gene Ontology annotation, cellular component: periplasmic space.
CUAAUUUAAAACCAGUUUCUUUGACAUUCACUACUUCGUGCCAUAGCGUACUCUUCGUAACAAAUGCUGAGGAAAACAAUAUGAAUAUUAAUUUAAAAGACUUUCCUCUUUCGAUUCACAACUCAACCGUGCAGCACGUGACGCGAUAUUGUUUCAGUAAACCAUUUUAACUUAUUUAUAAGAGUAGGAAUAUUAGAGUAGUAAAAUAUAAAAUUUGUAAAGAAUUUCGUGCACACAUGUAAACAUCAGUGCUACGAGACGACACUAAAGUUAUUGUCUAAAGUGAACUCUAUCGAAGUUAGUUUUAUUCGGAUUGCUAAGUGUUUAAAAUGGGUGAAUACAAAGUAUCAACACGUACGUGUAUAUGGGCAAUAUUUAUAAUUGGAGGCAUAACUCUUGUAUCUGCAGCACCAUCGGCAAUCAUAUCUUGGCAGCCUGAUAAAGACGAUCCAGACCGAUGUCAUCCAACCAUCAUCGCACACAGGGGCGCGAGCGGAUAUGUUCCCGAACAUACUCUAGGUUCAUACGCUCUAGCUGUCAUAAUGGGAGCCGACUACGUUGAGCCUGAUUUAGUUAUGACUAAGGACGGUCAUCUCGUAGCACGACACGACAAUGAGCUCGGAUUAACCACUAAUGUCGCAGAUCAUCCAGAAUUUGCUGAUCGACACCGAAAUCAAACCGUCGACGGAAAUCAAAUAAGCGGUUGGUUUACAGAAGACUUCACCCUAGCUGAAAUAAAAACUCUUAGAGCCAUCGAACGAAUUCCAAAUAUACGACCGGGCAAUGCACGUAUGAAUGACGUGUUUAAGAUCCCAACAUUCCAAGAAAUUAUUGAUCUUGUUAAGAGUUUACAGAUCAGUCAAAAGAGGACCAUUGGUUUAUAUCCAGAAAUUAAACAUAGUAGUCAUUUUAAGAAAUUAGGAUUACCCAUGGAACAGCGUCUAGUGGAUACAUUCCAUUCAAAUGGCUAUAGAGGAUUGAAAGCCCCUGUGUAUAUCCAAUCAUUUGAAGUCGAAAAUUUAAAGCAAUUGAAGGAAAUAACGGGCCUUCGUUUGUUACAAUUAUAUGAAAGCGACAAGUCCCUUCAACCUGCCGAUCAAGUUAUACUUGGAACUAAUCUCACUUACGGCGAUAUGGCGACUCCAGAAGGAUUACAAGAAGUUGCUAAAUAUGCAUAUGCUGUUGGACCAGAUAAAUCGUUUAUUAUUCCUCGUAAAGAAGAUAACACACUCGGAGAACCGACAAGUUUUGUCAACGAUGCGCAUGCAGCAGGUUUAAAAGUACACCCUUAUACCUUCAGAGCAGAAAACACUUUUCUGCCUAAAGAAUUUCAAAGUGAUGACCCAGAACUUUCUGCUAGAGGAGAUUUAGUAGGGGAAUUACGAGCAUACAUCGCGGCGGGUAUUGAUGGUUUAUUUUCAGACCAACCUGAUAUACCAGUUAGUAUUAGAGAAAAUUGUUAGUAAUAUUUUAGGUGACUCUAGCAUAAGUAGAUAUAAUUCUAUGUUAUUAUAAAAUAAAAACAUUGAAUUAAA